Messenger RNA from Gopherus evgoodei (Goodes thornscrub tortoise), 8552 nucleotides. RefSeq names its product KIAA0232 ortholog. The record is from RefSeq and is a predicted model, not a curated record. The coding region runs from base 1911 to 6092 and encodes 1393 amino acids. The transcript is spliced from 9 exons. NCBI's taxonomy places the organism in Eukaryota, Metazoa, Chordata, Testudines, Testudinidae.
AAAUUUAUAGAACAGAACUUAGGAAGGGGAAAGAACACUCAUGUUCAUUUUAGCUACACAGACACCAACAGAGGCUUUCAUAGGUACGUAAGGCUGUGAUUGUCUUUAAUAUCCCUGGGGCUGAAGUGGUAGGAUAGUGCAGUGAUCCCUGAUUCCACAUGGAAUGUUAAGAGGGAGUAUAGCAAGCUCCUGAUAUUGAGUUCUCAGAGGGCUGCAGAGCGAGGCAAGCCCAAGACUGUUGAAACUGCAGGUCAACCAGAGUCUGCAGCAUCUGUACUUGCUUCUGGAGAAGCCCCAUUAUGUGCUGGUGCAUCUCCACCUCCUUUUCCUGCUGGGACUCCUAGACCUUUCUCCCCUCCCCUUUCCUUCUCGGGGCUCUUCACAAUGUUUAUUCUGCAGGCCCUGUGUUCACAGUCCAGUGGAGCACUGGCUUGCAGGAUCUCAUUGAACGUGUCAUCCCAAGUUGUCUUCCUUCUUCUUAUCUAGCUCAGAUAUUCUGUAGAUGUGAAGGCAAAGACUUUGAUGGCCACAUGGCAUCCACUUACACAAUUUGGAUGUAGGUGGUUAUUAUUUUUGCAGCCACAAGGACUAAAAACUUAGUUUUAUUUUAAUGAAAACCUAAAUUCUGCAGAAGCCAACAGGACACUUUUUUAAAAUCAGACCAAGAUUUCAACUCAUUCUUUGGCAGGCAGACUUUAAACUGGAUAGCUAGCAGACAGCACUAUUAAGAGGGUGGGGUAGUAAAAUUAACUUGUGGCUAUAUUCAGCAUGUGGAAGAGGGAUUUAUGCCCAGCUGUCUCUGACAAUCCAAUCUUUCAAGGUAUUUAAAAAUCAUAUGGUGCAAAGGGGACUCAUUGGUCUGCACAGCAUCAUGCAUGGUUACACAGUUGUAUUAACAAUCACACAGACAGAAGGGAAAAUGUUGUUACACAGACAGACAUCACCGCUUCCUCUUUACUAAUUAUUUAAUUGGGGACUAGAAAAGUGGUACUCUCCCAAUUCCAGAGUCUUAAAGCCAGAAAUCAGUCAGUGUGGCUGUAUAUAACUUAACAGAAGGAGCAACUCUCUUCUCAGGUGCUUUGACCAGCAAAGAAACAGAGAGGGUGAUCGCUGUCGUUAGGCUUCAGAGUUAACACCCAAUGUAAGGGUCAAUAUAACUACACCUUAUACUAACAAGUGCGGAGAUGGUGGGGCCCCAAAACACCGCAGCCAGACAACGCCCUUAGCGGGUCCGCCGCUGGGGAAAGACAGAGACCCGGAGGAGAGGGAACUGGAGAACACCUGUCUGCACACCGACACUGCAGACCGCCCGCGCCAUUUUGCCCUGGGCUGUAUUGCGCAACACGGCGCGGCAGUCUGCUGAGGCGCCCUCCGGGCGGAAGGAUACGGGGCGGAGCCUCCGGCUCAGUCCGCCGGGGCGCUGAGUCCUGUUGCCGGGUGACGGAGCUGUCGGCCCUCCUCCCUCCCUCCCCGUGGUGCUGGGAGCCGCCGCCGGUUUACGUAACGCCUCCCAGGGCAGGUCCCGGCUCCGUCCCGCCCGCCUCACUCGGGGACGGCAGCAGCGGGACGGAGUCCGCCGCCUCCUCCGGCUGCUAGAGGCCCCCGGGCCCCGCUGUGCGCCUCCACCGCCACGGCAGGUCCUGCUGGGGACUUGCAUCUGGUCUCAAUGUGAAAUUAAGGUAGAAAAACACAUCUUCAUAUGUGUUUGCUAGUAGGAUUUAGUUUAUUCACUGGUCAUGCCUGAAGAGUGAUGUUCGUCUCUAAAUGGCUAACUGCCAGGAAAUAUAAAUGAUUGUCCUAGAAGUCAAGCCUCUCUCCUAUUUACUGGAGUGAAAAUCACCUCCAGAUAUCGACGGAAUAUCAACUACAGAAAAUGCUUCACGUUAUAAGGAUGCCAACCACCUAGAUUCAUGCGCCCUAUCUGUACAAUUGUUGUGGAUGGUUUGCCAUCUGAAAGCUCCUCAAGCUCUUAUCCAGGCCCUGUAUCUGUUUCUGAAAUGUCUCUGCUUCAUGCUUUGGGCCCAGUGCAGACCUGGCUGGGACAAGAGCUAGAGAAGUGUGGCAUUGAUGCCAUGAUAUAUACUCGGUAUGUCCUCAGUCUUCUGCUGCAUGAUAGCUAUGACUACGACCUGCAGGAACAGGAGAAUGACAUCUUCCUGGGCUGGGAAAAAGGAGCUUACAAGAAAUGGGGAAAGAGUAAGAAAAAGUGUUCUGAUCUAACACUAGAGGAAAUGAAAAAACAGGCAGCUGUCCAGUGUCUUCGCUCUGCUUCUGAUGAAAGCUCUGGGAUCGAAACUUUAGUGGAGGAGCUUUGCUCCAGGCUAAAAGACCUUCAGAGUAAGCAAGAGGAGAAGAUUAACAAAAAGUUAGAGGGUUCUUUGUCUCCUGAGGCUGAUUUAUCUCCCACAGCAAAGGAUCAAGUGGAAAUGUAUUAUGAAGCAUUUCCUCCUCUUUCUGAGAAGCCAAUUUGCCUGCAAGAAAUUAUGACUGUAUGGAAUAAAUCCAAAGUUUGCUCUUACUCUAGCUCCUCAUCUUCAUCCAAUGCUCCACCAACUAGCACCGAUACAUCCUCUCCAAAGGACUGCAAUAGUGAAAGUGAAGUAACUAAAGAGAGAAGUAACAAAGUGUCUGCCACUGUACAUGAAAGAACCCAGCAGAAAAAAAGUAAAACUGAGAGAGAGAACAAGUUCAGUAAUGGCACUGUUGAAGAUAAGCCUGCUUUAUAUAAAAAGCAAGUCCGACAUAAGUCUGAGGGAAAGAUACGUCCUCGCUCCUGGUCGUCUGGUUCCAGUGAAGCAGGCUCAAGUUCAAGUGGUAAUCAAGGUGAAUUAAAAGCAUCAGUGAAAUGUAUUAAAGUAAGACAUAAAACAAGGGAGGUUCGAAAUAAAAAGGGGCGUAAUGGGCAAAGCAGGCUUUCAGUGAAGACUGGUGAAAAGACUGAAAGAAAAAUCCAUAGUGGAAGUAGCAGCAGCAGUGGAUCGAUCAAACAGCUGUGUAAAAGGGGUAAAAGACCAUUAAAAGAAAUUGGAAGGAAAGAAACUGGCAGUAAGGAUGGAAAAGAUCUGUAUUUAAACAGCAGAAACGAAAAGGAAUAUAAAGAAGAACCCUUGUGGUAUACUGAGCCGAUUACAGAAUACUUUGUUCCUCUGAGCAGAAAAAGUAAGCUUGAGACUACGUACCGCAACAGGCAAGAUACGUGUGAUAUAACAUCAGAGGCUGUAGAAGAAUUGUCCGAAUCAGUGCAUGGUCUUUGUAUUAGCAACAAUAAUAUUCAUAAAACAUACCUCGCAGCAGGUACUUUUAUUGAUGGUCACUUUGUAGAAAUGCCUGCAGUUCUAAAUGAGGAUAUUGACCUCACUGGGACCUCAAUAUGUUCUCAACCAGAGGACGACAAAUAUUUGGAUGAUGUUCAUCUGUCAGAACUAACACACUUCUAUGAAGUGGAUAUUGAUCAAUCCAUGUUGGAUCCUGGUGCCUCAGAUAAAAUGCAAGGAGAAAGUCGGAUUUUGAAUAUGAUUCGACAGAAAAGUAAAGAGAAAUCUGAUUUUGAGGCAGAAUGUUGCAUAGUGUUAGAUGGAAUGGAGUUGCAAGGGGAAAGUGCAAUAUGGACAGAUUCAACCAGCUCUGUUGGUGCUGAAGGGUGGUUCUUGCAAGACCUUAGUAAUUUAGCUCAAUUUUGGGAGUGCUGUUCAUCUUCUAGCUCUGGUGAUGCAGAUGGAGAAAGUUUUGGAGCAGAUUCUCCUAUCUUAGACAGCACAAUGCUUAAUUCACACAUGCUUGCUGGUAAUCAAGAGCUCUUUUCGGAUAUUAAUGAAGGGUCUGGCAUAAACUCUUGUUUUUCAGUGUUUGAAGUGCAAUGCAGAAAUUCUGUUUUACCAUUUUCUUUUGAAACACUCAAUUUGGGAAAUGAAAAUGCAGAUUCUAGUAGCAGUGCUAAUAUGCUUGGAAAGACACAGUCUAGAUUGCUAAUAUGGACCAAAAAUAGUGCCUUUGAUGAAAAUGAACACUGUUCCAAUCUUUCAACAAGAACUUGUAGUCCCUGGUCACACUCGGAAGAAACACGUUCAGACAAUGAAACUUUAAAUAUUCCAUUUGAAGAAUCCACGCAAUUUAAUGCAGAAGAUAUAAAUUAUGUAGUUCCUAGGGUGUCUUCAAGUUACGUAGAUGAAGAAAUUCUAGAUUUUUUUCAAGAAGAAACCUGCCAGCAACAAGCUAGAACUUUAGGAGAAAUACCCACUUCGGUUUUCAAAAAAAAAUCUAAACUAGAAUCUGUCUGUGGUAUUCAGCUAGAACAAAAGGGAGAAGGUAAAGAUUAUGAAACAACACAAGUGUCUAGUGAAAGCAGCCCACAUGGAGAUGGCUAUAGCUCAGGGGUUAUUAAAGACAUUUGGACAAAUAUGACAGACAGAAAUUCUGCAGCAAUGGUAGAGAUAGAAGGAAUAGAAAAUGAAUUGUUUUCAACUGAUGUAAAUAACUACUGUUGCUGUUUAGAUACUGAAGCAAAAGUUGAAACCCUCCAGGAACCUAAUAAGGCAGUGCAGAGAUCAGAGUAUCAUCUUUGGGAAGGUCAAAAAGAGAACUUGGAGAAGAGAGCAUUUGUUGCAAAUGAUUUAUCAGAAAUAGAUGGUGGUGAUUAUACUACGCCAUCAAAACCUUGGGACAUAAACCAGGAUAAAGAAAACUCAUUUAUACUUGGUGGUGUAUAUGGGGAGCUCAAAACAUUUAAUAGUGAUGGAGAAUGGGCACUAGUGCCCCCUAGUCACACAAAAGGAAGCUUAUUACAGUGUGCAGCUUCUGAUGUAGUGACAAUAGCUGGUACAGAUGUCUUCAUGACACCAGGAAACAGCUUUGCUCCUGGUCACAGGCAAUUAUGGAGGCCAUUUGUGUCGUUUGAACAGAAUGAGCAAUCGAAGAAUGGAGAUAAUGGAUUGAAUAAGGGGUUUUCUUUUAUCUUCCAUGAAGACUUACUGGGAGCUUGUGGUAACUUUCAAGUUGAAGAACCUGGACUUGAAUAUUCAUUCUCUUCCUUUGACCUGAACAAUCCAUUUUCACAAGUUCUUCAUGUAGAAUGUUCAUUCGAAUCAGAAGGAAUUGCAUCUUUCAGCCCAAGUUUUAAACCCAAAUCAAUUCUGUGCUCUGAUUCAGACAGUGAAGUUUUGCAUCCCAGGAUAUGUGGGGUUGACAGGACGCAGUACAGGGCUAUACGGAUUUCUCCAAGGACUCACUUUCGCCCAAUUUCUGCAUCUGAGCUUUCUCCAGGGGGUGGAAGUGAGUCAGAAUUUGAGUCAGAAAAAGAUGAAGGAAGUAUUCCAGCCCCUUCCCAAGUAGAUGUGUUUGAAGAUCCACAAGCAGAUCUCAAACCACUAGAGGAAGAUGCAGAAAAAGAGGGGCAUUACUAUGGAAAGUUAGAGCUUGAAUCGGGAAAAUUCCUUCCCAGAUUAAAGAAGUCUGGAAUGGAGAAGAGUGCACAAACAUCACUGGAUUCCCAGGAAGAAUCAGCUGGAAUGUUGCCAGUUGGAAACCAAAAUCCCUGCUUAGAGUGCAGUAUGAAAGAAUCACUAGGUAUGAGGGAUAUGGAAAAUUCCAAAAUAAACUGCAGAAUAGUGGAGCAACAUGAAGAAAUUAACAGGUUUUGCAGUUGCAAAGCGGGUUGCCAUUUCCCUACAUAUGAGGAUAAUCCUGUUUCUUCAGGAGAGAUGGAAGAGUUUCCUAUAUUGAACGCUGAUCUGCAGACAACGAGUGGCAGCCAGGAAAAGCAGUCCUGGUGGGAAAAGGCACUCUAUUCGCCACUCUUUCCUGCAUCACAGUGUGACGAAUGUUACACAAAUGCCAAGGGAGAGAAUGGUGUGGGAGAAUACCUGGAUGUAAAGGAAGUUCCCAACAAUGAAGAACAUCUUUUAGAUUUUAAUAUGGUUUCUUCUGUUCAUGAAGCAAGGUGUACAGAUGGUAGAAAUUCUGGAGCAAAACCAAAUGGCUUCAGGAAGAAAAUAUACUCCAGUGAUAGCUCCAGCUCUGAAGAGACAGCUUCAGAAGGUGGAAGUGAAUGGGCUGAUCCUUGUGAGGAGGAGCUUUUUUCUCGAACUCACCUAUAAAACUCCAGAAUACAACAAAUGAUUUAAAAGUAACAUGAGAUGGAAAACUGUCCUUCCUGAGGGUCUGUAGCUCUAAAACAACAACUUGAGUUUCCUCUUCAGUUAACGGAUUCAGAUAUGUAUUUAUCUUUCUCUUCUUGCUUAUUUUAUAGUUAGGGACAUCUGUCCUGUUGAAUAUUUUACUUUCUCCAAACUGUUAAAUUCUUGGCUAUUUGAACUAGACUAGAUUGUGUUGUCAAAUCAAGAAUGGAUGUGCAUGUGCUUGUCUUAGUGGUACCACUGCUUUUUUGCAUCUUAACUGCAGUUAUUAUUGUUCGUAACUGUAGCCCUACCACUAUUACUAUCUUAUUAGCAUUGCAGUGUCUACAACUACUUCUGCUGUUCAGACUUUAGCUUUUGGCACAUUUAGGAUUUGUUCUUUGAGAACUGGGAGAUAAAUACUAAACACUGUAAUCUAUCAGUGCCUUUCUGAAUGCAGGAGAAAAGCAUGAAUGACUUGUCCAGUCUUCAUUCAGUAAAUCUCAUAACUUUGAAGUAGGAACAACAGGGUUGUGCUUUAGAGACUUACAGAAACUGUGUUUUCUAUCCUAUGAUUUUCCCCUCCCUCCCCCCAUCCUGCAAACCAACACUGAAAAUGCUAUGGUUUGUAGUCUUCUUGCUAACUGGAGAAGCCAAGGAUUUUUGUAGGUAUGGAGGCAAUGUGGGUUUUCUUCUCUUCCUUUUUUUUUUUUUGUCCUUUUUAGUGACUUGCCAUUAUAAGGUAGAAGUAUUUAAAAAAAACACCAAACCCCUCCCCACCCCCAAACCACUGGGGUUAUGUGGGUAUUGUUGUAAACUUUGUAACAAGUAAUAAGGAUUUUGUCUUGUUGCAAAUGAUUGCAUUAGUGUAACCUGCAAAUGCAUCCUAUAUUGAAUUUGAGCCUGAUGACUAAAACUAUCUAAAAUGCUCAGAAUGUUCAGUGUUUUAUAUGCAAAAGGUCAGUGCUUCACUUGAAAGAAAUCCUGUGGCUGCUGCAGUUAGCUGCUGUUGUGGCUGUAAUUUAGUAAAUCUCGUAGUUCAUUUUGUGUUCCUGAGAGAAUGUUAGGGGCAAGUUAUGUGUGUGGUGGGUGGGAGGGCGGGGAGGGCGGGAAGCGAUGACUUACAACAUACAUGUGUGAUUGCAGUAGUGAUUGUUGCUUUAUGUGACUUGCUUUUAAAUUUUAUUUUGUUAACCUAGAAAGUCAAUACAUCAUCAAGUUGCAUCUGUACAAGACUAUCAGCUCCUUGUGCUUUUUAACACAUUAUGCAAAAUUUAUAAGACAGGAGGAGCAAUAUUUGCAAAACUAAACAUCCUAAGUUUUUACCAACUAUGUUUUUAAAAAAAACUAAUCUAUACAAUAGCAGCAUGUCUAUAACAGCAGGAAGUGCAGACAGUCUAGUACUGACUUGAAAAAGCUUAACCGUUAAUUUUGACAGGCAAUAAAAACUCCUAAGAAUUAUAGCUGUUCGAAAUGUGUUCUGAACUGGCUUUGAAAUAUGUUCUGUGGCAGGGAAGUGAAUUGAAUAAUUGGGUUUUGUUGCCUUUUCUUAAUUGAUAGUACAAAAAUUAAGAUCUGUGGUUAUAAAGCCAUGGAAGGCUGUAUGUAUCCUUUUUGUUGAAACCCUUACUUAAUUGGCUUUGUUUGUUCUUACCAGGAAAAAUUUUCUGAUCCUGCUAUUAAACUACAUUAUCUUAGGGUUUAUAGUCAUACAACAAAUCUUUUGACACUUUAAAUUUUUUAAAAAUUUUUAUUUAUUUGCAGAUUUUUGAUAGGUUUUUAUGUAUUUUACUUUCUUCUGGAGCUUCCUUAAGAGGUUGUGUAGCACCUGCACUGAAAACUAUCUGUAAACGUAAAAGUAAAAAUGAACAUAACAUGUAAAUUCCUCGAAUCACUACAAGGAAGAAUGGAUUUGAGCUUCAUUCUCGAAUAAAAAAUGACCAAACGGACAUAUUUCAAACACAAUCUUUAGCUCAGUUUAUUUUGGAUAGAGCUGCUUUUUUAGUAAGAAAGGGCUCAAAAACAACAAAGGUGUUGACUUUAGUUACAUUGUGGUGUAAUAUUCCAGCACCUUCGGGGGAAAAUAAAAUGGUAUAUAAAUGAGCUUGGGCAAUAACAAAUUGUCUGUACUUGUUUUCAUAGUUUAAUGGCUAAAGCUCUGAAGCUUUCAGUGAGAGAGUUGAGGUGUGGUUUUUAGUUUUUCUGUAUGGAUAGAGACACAAAAAAGCAUUAAAGGUUGGCAAACGCUGAACUGCACUGUGGUAUGAAGCGCAUUGCAUAUCCAUAGCACUGAAAUAUCAGUUUUCCAUUCCUGGGCUGAAAUUUGUUUCUACUGUUUUUUGCUUCAAGUGGUUGUAUUUGUUCUGAUUUCAUGUACACCAGAGUAACUGAUUUUGUUUUCUUGUGGGGUUACUUAACACCGAAUAAAAAUAUAAAAGGACA